AUGAAGCCGAGGGAAGGGCUGACCUUGGCGCUUCUCCAACUGUUCGCAGUUUCGGAAGCCGGAAAAAUCCUAGUGUACAGUCCAUCGAUCAGCACCAGCCAUUUGAUUUCGAAUGGAAGAAUCGCAGACGCUCUGGUCGAUGCUGGACACGAUGUGGUUAGUUUCGAAAACGGAAUAAGGAAUAAUUAUCGAUUUUUUCUGAAAAAAAUUUUUUUGCAAGUUACUUUGGAACGCUAGAGUAGUUCCUAGAGGGUUAAGGGAAAGCAGCCCCUGUCACUAAUGGGCUGAAAUUGAGGUUAGGGACCGCAAAGCCACGCCCCUUUUCGCGAUAGAAAAAGUGGCUUUUUUUUGGUUUUCAACUUUCAUUUUGUUGUAGUUGUGAAAUAUGUGGAACUGGCAGAUAAAAUUUGACACACAUGUACAGAAAAGCUUCCUCUUUCGUUUAAAAAAUAUUUCACGCUUUUUUGAUGCGUUCUCGCGGAAUGUCGUACAAAAAAACGUGAAUGGAACUAAAAAAAUUUUGUCAUUUUUUUGCUUUUUUUCAUGUGUUUUUCAGGUCGAACGCACUCUUUCUUUUUUUAUAUAAUGAUUUUUGAUUCAAGUAACGGUAAUUUUAAAACAAUAAAAUAAAAAAUUCGUCUUUGCCAAAAAUUUUAGGGAGUGCCGAAAGUCAUAAUUCAAAAUAUCGUUAAUAAGCGAAUAUAAUCGAGUAUUUGUUUUUUCAAAAUUUAGACCAUGGGCUUACUUAAAUUUUUCUCUACAGCAUAUGUACUUGAAAAAGUUGUGUGAUACGCAAAAAUGCUCUUGAAAAUAGAGAAUAAAGUUAGCGGCGUUUAUCACACAGAAAGCGGUCGAACGCAGGUUUUUCAAACGAUUAUAUACAUUUAUUAGUAAAAAAAUCUUUCAAUUAAAAAGAAUAAAAUAAAAAAAUUCGUCUUUGCCAAAAAAAUUUACGGGGCCGUUUUUAAUGCAGCGAUCGUUAAACGAGGCAAAAACCACUAAAAAAACAGUUUUUUUCGAAGUGAAUUUCCACGAAAAGUUUGAGUAAAGAUUUGCGAACAUAUUCUGAUGAAAAUAGCUUAAUUACUUCAAGUGUUUCUUUUUGAAAUAGACAAUCUGUGCUAUUUAAACGGCUCAAGGGUAAGGCGGAUGGAAGCUCCCCGCGCUAGACCUGGCCGCUUGGCGCAGCGCGUGCGUUGCGAUUUUUCAUUUUGAGGUCGCGAGUUCGAUACCCGCAAGCGUCAGUUUUUUGUUUUCUGGAAAAUACUGACUUUUUCGGCAAACUAGCAAAUAUUCAUCAUUUUAGCACUCUAUUAUGAUUUGUUACAUCAUAAUAGACCAGUAUCAAAACUUGUUCUAGAAGAAAAAUCGAGAAAAUGUUAAAAAUGGAUAAUACCAAAAUUUCAGUACUAAAAAAAUGGUGCGCGGCGCGCCACAUUUUUCGUCAUAACUUUUUUCAUCCUCAAUCUUUUUUGAAAAACUAAACGGUUCUGAGUUUUGAAUCGAAACAGCUAUCAAACCAUACGAAGCUCAAUGCUGAAAAAAAUUUUUUGGAAAUUCGUCUACGGUCCCUAAUUGAGGUGCCCGGGUCUGACCCCUAAGGACCCUAAAGCUUAUGACGUCCUUACAAAGGUUUUUAAUUUUUAUUAAUUUUUUGAACGAUAAAAAGACGUGUAGGAACCACCAGCAUGCUCCCCUAGAGUGACCACUUACUGAAAACCCUACACUGGCCACUUUCAAGCUUUGUGGGAAUCACUGUAAUCAAAAGGAAGGUAAGGUAGCCCCUAGAGGGGAACCUUCAAGGGCUCUUAAGGAUGCGCCUUUAGGGACCACUUUGGCAUUCCUAAGUUGAUCAAGGAAGGAAUAUUAUCAGUUAUCGAUAUUUUUAAAGCUUUAAGCAUAUUUUUUUUCGAUGAGUUUUAGAAAAAAGAAAUCCAAAAACCCACCGUUUCCAGGUGAUGUUCAUCCCGGAGUACAUGCCUCUGACGUCAUUUCUAGGUACCAAGAAAGCCAAGGUCAUCACUAUGAGGAAUAUUAGUGAGUUUUCUCCUCUUUUCAGGGUCAAAAUCUAAAAAAAGGAGAUUUUUAGACCCAAUCUUUGGCGAGAUGAUGGACGGCUGGCCGGAGCUGACCUUAAAAAGUGACCGCUUAAGUGUGAUGGAGCGGCUGGAUUUCGAAUACACGGCCACGUCGAUUUGUGGGGGUACUGGAUUGAUUUUUUAGAGAACUUUUUUUGAUUACUUCAUCAGGAUUCUUGUCAUACUUAAAGUUUUAGGAGGUCUGGAUACUAUACAAUAUCUUUCGUUACAGUACCCGUCUUACAGUUUGAAUAUGUAUCUGAAAAAAUUCUGCUUUAUUAUACCGAAAAAGGAUUUUUUUAGGCUUUAUCAUCAGUUUUCUUCUUCUCAAGUCCUAAGAAUUUUGUACUUCAAUGCCAUUUUUAUUUUUCAAAAAAACUUUUGGGUCUAAAAGUGACUUCAAAGAUUUAGAUGUUAUCCAAUAAAUGCAUCUUUUUAGCUCCCAGUUUCGUAGAUACUUUCUUUUGAGCUACUGCAUUUUUGAGGAUAUUCUGUUCUCAGCAAGCUUGUAAACAUGAGCAAUAUUUCUUGAAGCUGCAAUUUCCUGUUUGGAAGCUUCACUGUAUAUUCUGGUGCCACUUUGAUUUUUUGACAGUGUUCUAGAAAGUUUCUUAAACAAUUACGGUUCAAAGUCACCGUUCUGUUUUCAGACCUCAUGAAACGGCGAGACGAACUAAAGCCCCUGGCCGACUACGGAUUCGACGUCGGUUUUAGUGAACAGAUUGACCUUUGCGGUGUUGGCGUCAUUAGGUUCUAACUUUAUUUUUCUGUUCUUCUAAUUAAAGUUUGUUUUUUUCAGGUACCUGGGCAUCAAAAAUCACCUUUGGAUCUCAACGACGUCGAUCAUGGACGCGGUCAGCUACAAUCUGGGUAAUGGUUUUGAAAAAAAUUACGAAUACAAUGGUUGAUAUGAAAACCAUUGUUAAAAUAUUUCACAGAAACCUUCUUUUCUUUAAUUGGUCAAAAAGUUAUUCCCCGCCGGAAAAAGCAAGAAAAAGCAAGGGAUUUACUAUAAAAAAGCCAAAAAUUGCCUAGUUUCUGUUAAAAGCUUUAUUUUACGUCAUUUUUUAUCUCGAAAUGAUUUGAACUAGAUUCCUUAUGGCUUUGAGUGAUAAGAGAUAUCUAUUUUUGAUCUAAAAACAGUUUUUGUAUCCCUAUAAGGGCUCUUUUUUCCCUUAUCCCUAUUGGGAUUACUAACGCGUUCCUAAGUUGAGCCUCUUUUUUCUGUUUUUCUGCGAGAACGAAAAAGUUCUGGAGUUUCAAAAUAAAGAAAUUACUAUGUCACUCUGGCCAGGUUUCUCGACGGGUGUGCCCGUUUCAAACCCGUUUUUCUCAUUUGGGCUAAAACGUGCAAGAAGGAAUAGGUAACCCAGCUGUGUUUAUUUCGAAAGUAUGUGACCCAACGGUGCUGUGAAAAAAUGCCAAAAGUUCUACAGCCUGUGCUUAUACGCGUUUAAAACGGGCACACCCGCCGAAAGCCCGCUCUAGCCCGGUUGGUUAACCCUCAUUAGCAUAAGGGUCAGUUAACCAAAAUUGAGCCUUUCAGGAAUCCCAGCACCGCCCUCUUAUGUCCCCACGAUCGAAGAGAACGACAACGGCGACGUGAUGGACUUCUGGCAACGGAGCUUCAACCUGUACAUGUACGUGGCGGCGAUCGUCGUCCACCGGAUCGGCACCGACGGGACCACCGCCGUCUUCCGUCAGUUCGACCCGGUUUUCCCCAACGUCCGCGAAAUCGCCGCCAACUCCUCCCUCUGCUUUGUGAAUUCCGACGAGAUCUUCGACCUCCCUCGGCCGAUCAUCCACAAGACGAUCUACAUUGGAGGGUUGGGGGUCGACAAGGAGCCCAAGCCGUUGGACGAGGUGUGUUUCGGCGCGUCAUAAUUAUUGAAUUAAGCUUGAAGAUAAAAGCCGUAUGUUCAGGGACUUUUUAAAAGUCUUUUGUAUUUUUUUAACCUCAGUCGUAAAAGGAAACUUUGGGGAUCUUUGUGAGGUUUCAGAUGCGUCAUAAUUUUUGACUCACCUUCAUUCACUCAAUUUUAAAGCAUUUUUUUCUUCCGAAAAGCGCAUUUUGAAGACAGUUUUAUUUUUCUUACCUUUUCAGAAAAAACUUUAUUUUUAGAGGCAAGUAAAAUUUAUGACCAAAAGUUGAAACGUAACACCCCUACAAAUAUAAUUUUUUGCACAGUGACAGAUUUUCAGAAAUUCUCCAAGCUCAUGGAGAAAGGCCGAAAAGGCGUGAUUAUCAUCUCACUUGGGUCAAUUAUUCCGUUUGGUUCAUUCCAACCAAGCGUGAAAGCGUCAGAUCAUCCAAGCCAUCAAGGAGUUUGAAGAUUAUCAUUUUAUCAUCAAAAUUGAUAAAGGUGCGAACUUAAUUCUUGGGAAGAAACGGAGAAGUUUUAAGGAGAUAAUAAGACUGGGCCGAUGUUCGCUGGAGUUCCGAACUACGACCUCGUCGAAUGGCUUCCACAAGUCGAUAUUUUAGGUAUGUAGGGGGAAGAUUAAAGCGAUUUCUAUAGCCUAGAUGACUUGAAAAAGAAAUUCUAAAGGAAAUCGAUUUGCUAUAAAUCCAAGUUAUUUUUGAAAAGUCGUGUAUAGUCCGUUCUUCGCGACUCGAAAAGGUGGGACUUCUCUGCGCACUCCUCCUUAUCUCUCGGCGACCCUCUCACGUUUUCGUGCUAUUUUCAUGUUUCUCUGACCUUACCAUUGAGGGAACAGAGAGACGCAGACACGCGAAAACUGUCUUUAUACUCAAUUUUCAACAAAGAAUAAGUUCACCGACCAAUACAAAUGAAUUUUUGAUUUUCAGGACAUCCAAGACUGAAACUUUUCGUGAUGCACGGCGGCCUCAACGGCUUGGUCGAAGCGGCUCUUCGAGGCGUUCCUCUGGUCGUUGUGCCGGUUUUCGCCGAUCAGUUCAGGAAUGGCAGGGCUGUCGAGAAGCGCGGCAUCGGAAAAGUUGGUAUUUCUUGGAACUAGAACUCUCUAAAAUGAUCCGGUUUGUUUCAACGGAAACAGAAGUUUUUCUUCCUCAGAGAACGUUUUUUACCUUCCUGUUGAACUUUUGCUGAAACUUUGCUGAAGUGUACUUCAGGACCCUCUGAUUCCAGAACAAAAAGAAAAUUUCCCGCAAUAGAUCUCGUUUUUGAGUUAGGACACUUCAAAAGCCCGAAAUAGUGCUUUUUUGGCCUAAUUUGCGUAUUUUACGGACUUUGAAGCCCCAUAACUCGGAAACAAGAUCUAUUGCGAGAAUUUUUUUCUUGAUCAGGGGGUAAAAACGUUCCCUGGUCAAUUCAUUCAGCUUUCAUUAGAGGCUCAAGAAUAAAUGGUGAUCUGAUAAUAUGGUAAUAGAUUCUCAUUUCUUAUUGGCAUAAAGCUUGUUUUCUAUCUGAUUUUUGGAUAUCAUUUUGUCAAAAAAAUGAAAACUUUGAAAAUUUAAAGAUAAUUUGCCAUCUUGAGGCUUUGCAGACCACCCAUAUUUUUUUCUCAUUCAAUAAGCUUUUUUUGGUGUCUUGAAAUCACGAAUUAUUUGUUAAAAGUUUUGAUUUCACUUUUUUUUAGUUAUGAAAUUCAAACCCUUUUGAAACGUUUUCUCUUUUUUGGGUACAGAUAAAACUCAACGGCUACCUUUUUUUUAGGUAAUCCACAAGCUUGACAUGGGCUACGAUACCUUCAAAUCAACUGUCAAGGAAAUUGUCGAGAAUCCCAAGUUUGUGUCUUUGAAAAUGAAUCUAAACUUACCUACUUUCAGGUACUCUGAAAACGCGAAAAGACUAGGAGCAAUGAUGCGCGAUAAGCCGUUCUCGCCAAAGGAUCGUCUGGUCAAAUGGACUGAGGUAUGUUUUUCAAGUUUUAUAAGUUAUUAGGGUCUUUAGGGAUCUUUUCAAGAGUAAAAAAAUAGGAAGAAAAAGGUGACUUUUUUUCAACUUCUAGACUUUCGGAAACUUGGUGAAUAUUUUACUCGUUAAGUAAGAGGUUUUGUGGAUUCUCAACCUAAAAUUCGCCACAAUAAGCUCUAUUUGAGAAAGUAUUUGCGCGACUGAAAUUCGAUUCGUUACUGGAAAAAUAAAUUUAAUAAUAAAUAAUACAAAAAAAUAUAAAAACAUGAAAGAAAAAAAUGUGACUCCUUCAGUUUGCCAUCGAAAACGGGGUGCUUGAAGAACUGCAUGUGGAGGGCUCGCGCAUGAACACAAUCGUCUACUUGAAUCUCGACGUUUUUGCUUUUAUCUCCCUGAUUUUAUUUGUUAUUCUGUAUAUUUGUUAUAAGCUACUAACUCUCCUAAUUUUUAGCUCAAAGAGCAAAAUCCCCCAAGAAAAAUGGUCAUAUAUUGUUGAAGAAGAAUCAGUAGAGAUUGAUAAAUAUUUUAUUUUUGGUUGUGCAUGUUAUGUUUCAGAAAGCUUCUGAAAGGAUUUUUAAUCUGAUUCGAAUCGCAUUUGGGAUGGCUUAGCGCGUUGCGGUUGCGCUGGAGUGUGAAAAGAUCUCUCGAGCCAUUCCAUAUGCGGCCAAUGUCUUUUCAGUUUUAAUUCAAGUUUCAAAUCGGGUGAUCUGAUCAAGGAGAUCAUACUUUCAAUUUGCUGAAAAUAAACUCAAAAUAUCGAGCAUGGUCGCAUUUGGAAUGACUCAAUGCGUCGGAGUUUCGCUGAGAUUUGACCAGGGAAAGAUCGCUUCUAAAGCCAUUCCAAAUGCGAGCAUAGGGUUGCAAGAAAGCAUGAAAAGUUCGAAAAGGCAUGUUGAUUCUCAAUUUUCUUAUUAUUUUGAGAGAGUUUGCAGAAAAAUUUUUGAUUUUCAAAACGGAAAUAGAAAGUCUGAGCCUUUCCAAAAGCAACUGAGAAGCUUCAGUUUGGGUUAGAGCGCUAAGUUUUCAAGACUCCUUUAAGUAAAUUUACAAAGUUGAGAAAAAAAAAAUUUGACUGCGUUGGUCGAUACGUCAUUUUUGCGUUGCGAAAACGGAAAAAAGUUUAAUUUCAAACGGUCUGACUUCGGACAACAGAUACAAUUUUCUGAGGAGCUGGACUUGGCUUCAAGCCGAGAGAUUUUUGAAUAAAGUGGCGGUAAGGUUGGACAAAAUAAAGUGAGAUCAUCGGGGACAAAACGGCGACGCAGACGAUGAAAGAGACGGUUGAAUAUUCGAUUGCUGGGUGGAAUAUUAUUUCGAACCUUUCCAGACAGUAGCUUGUGAAACCGAGGAGGUAGAAGCAUGGUAGGCAGGCUUUGUAGGUGAGCGCCUGAAGGGGAACUUUUUGGAUUCUGCUUUCAAUAUUUUCAUGGUUUUUUUUCGCGUAAGUCGUUUUUGGUCGGGGGCUGCUACGAUUUGAGUCAUUUGAGCCAUUCCAAGAUCGGUUAGGAUCUCCUACGGUUUUGAGUGAAAGUUCAAAAAGCCUUAAUUUGAAUGUUUUGGAGAAAAGAAUCAUUUCACUGUGUAGUUUGGAAUGACUUACCUUGCACCUUCGAAAACAAUUUAAUGAAAGGUCACCAAAAAGAAAAAAUUCAACCUUCAGAAACUGUUUGUGCAUGAGCUGGGUCUUCCUGGCCAUUAUGGAACUGUAAACGGCCAGUUUUCGAAUAAUUCUCCGACGCAUCAGAAUGACAGCAACGUUGAUGGGUAG
This is a messenger RNA of Caenorhabditis auriculariae, 7685 nucleotides long. NCBI's taxonomy places the organism in Eukaryota, Metazoa, Nematoda, Chromadorea, Rhabditida, Rhabditidae. The record is from the annotation of a GenBank genome assembly.